AGCAUGGAGGCUCCAUCUCUGCCCGUCUCCUGCCCCCCUCCCCCCCGCCUGCAGCGGCGCCAGGCCGCCUGAUUAUUCAACCCACCAUCGUCGCCAAAGUCCCUCCACACCACGUCCGUGGCCCAACCAAACCAACCAAAGGCGUCCCCGGGUUUGCGCCUCCCCCGGGAUCCUCCAUUUCCCUCACACUUCACUCGCUCUCUUCGACUCCACAAAAGUCUCGCAUCCCCGUUUUGCGAUCCCACGCUUAAGCUUUGUCCCUCCUCUACUUGUCCUACCGUCCUCCAUCUGCAUUUAUCCCACCUCGCCGUCGUCUCGCUCGUGAUCAGGUCGACCUGAUUCCCUUCCCAUCUCUUUCGAUUUCUGUCCUCACCCAUCCUGCCUACCCGACGACCAGAGAGAACAGACCAAGGCUAGACAGAGACAAGGCCGUCAACAUCACCGCCGUUUUCGCCUCCGGCUGACCUGACUGAGGUGCCGCCGCUCUAGGCGCCCCCCUUUGCGCUCUUGCGUGAUCCCGCCAGUGCGCCGUCCAAACCACCGAUAUCGCGGUGCCCCGAAGUGCACAACACGCAACCACGCUCGCGUGAGAACGCUUUCCAACGCUUUCUGCUCCUACUCUCAGAUACCAGCCGUCGCUGAUCCCGCGACGAUCAACCCGCCACUAUGCCGGGUAUCCUUCCUAUGAAAGUCAUCAAGGUGGGCACCAGCGCCCAGAGCCGCAUCGCCCAGGCCUGCGAUCGGUGCCGUAGCAAGAAGAUACGCUGCGAUGGCGUGCGCCCAACCUGCUCGCAGUGCGCCAACGUCGGCUUCGAGUGCCGGACGAGCGACAAACUGAGCAGAAGAGCCUUUCCGCGUGGCUACACCGAGUCUCUCGAAGAGCGUGUGCGCCAGUUGGAGUGCGAGGUUCGCGAGCUCAAAGACUUGCUCGACGAAAAGGACGAGAAAAUCGAUAUGCUCUCUGCCAUGCACAGCAGCCACCAUCGCCGCCCAUCCAUCACAUCCGUCUCCAACUCUGUGUCGUCCCCGGAGUCGUCCAAAGAGUCACAAUCCCCCAAGGAGGACACAUUCCGCAUGCACGAGACUCCGCUCCUCUUGGGUGUCGAGAACUCUGAUUCUUACUUCAUGGGCGCGUCCAGUGGCCGAGCCCUGAUCACAUCGUUUAAGCGAAAGCUCCAGGAGACAGGCAGACCUUGCAACGACUUCAACCCAGAGGCAUUCCUGCAUGUCCAGGGUUGCCCGCCGUUGACAACAGAGGAAGUGGCACAAGCUGGCAAGGUGCCGCCCCGUCUCUUCUCUGACCGUUGCGUCAACGUCUUCUUCCAAGAGUGGGCGCCGCUCUUCCCGGUUCUGCAUAAGCCGACUUUCCUUCGCAUCUACGAGGAAUUCGUGGCCGACCCCGAGAAGGUCAGAUGUAAAAACAAGCUAGCACAGCUCUACCUCGUCUUUAGUAUCGCCGGUCUCUCGUCCGAGUCUCCAGACUAUCAGCAACUUGCUGCCUGUGAGAAGCAAUGGACAAAGGCACUCGAUUCGUUACAGUACGAGACCACUAUGAGCACGUUGCAGUGUUUCAUCCUGGCCCUGUUGUACUGCGCCAUGCGAGCGGACAACAAGCGACUGCAGCAUUACAAAUCUGUUGCGGUCGGCCUGUCUCACCGCCUCGGGUUGCACCAGAGCCAGAAACGGUUCUCUUUUGGCGCGCUAACUUUGGAGACGAGGAAGAAGGUGUUUUGGACGCUGUACACACUUGACUGCUUUACUUCUGCGACUUUGGGACUGCCUAAGCUUUUCAAAGAGGAGGAUGUUCAGGCCGAAUACCCGUCAGACACGGAUGACGAGUACAUUACUGAAAAGGGCUUUCAACCCACGCUUCCUGGAGAGUACACUCGUCUCUCCAGCGCUCUCGCUCUCUUCCGCGCCGCUCGCAUCCUGUCCCGCGUCCUGGAGAAGGUCUAUCCUGCGACGACCAACCACGAGCUCUCCUUGCAGCAGCUGGGUGUUUUCGAGGCGGACCUCGAUGCCUGGCAUGCCGACCUGCCGACACAUCUGCGGCUUAAUUUUGUGCAAGAUAAGCCAUCCACCGACGUGACUGGAAGCCGGUCGCCGCUGCUUGCUCUUUCUUACUACUUCAUUCGCACGCUCAUAUACCGUCCGGCCGUGGGGUCUAACCUUGGGCCCAAAGCCGCGCCCGCCCUGCUUUCAGUUGCCGACUCCAGCAAGCACAUUGUUCAAAUCGUCCAACUCCUGGAAGAGAGGAGCAUGAGCUUCUCGUUUUGCUUGAACAAGUUCGAUCUAUUGGCGGUUUGCGGAACAACGCUGCUUUAUCAGGUAGCGGAUCUCAAGCCUGACAGCAAGAUGAUGCGCGACUCCGAGCGCUUGGUCAACGCCGUCAUCGACAUCUUGACGAAGGCCAAGGCACCGGGGGCCCCGGACUUGGCACGGGUUGCACGGUCACUCAUCUCGGUGGAUGGCAAAGAGGGUGUGUCGCCCACCACUUCGUCUCGCAAGGGGUCCAUGCCUGCGCCCUCGCAACGCCCGUCGCCGCUCUCAAGAGCUCCGAGCAAAAAGGCGGGCUAUGCAAUCGGCCAGCUGCACCACGGCGCUGCUAGCGAGGACGACUUGAUACGGCAACAAGAAAAGAUGCGGCGGAUGACGAUGGUGCACAUUCCUACACCGAAUUCGGACAUUUACCGCUCCAGGUCCCGUCAAUCUUUGGACAGUCUUUCUCCAGACAGCGCAACGAUGAGCCAUCGUGACUAUGGUAUGCCUCUAACGCAGGCGUCCACCAGCGGCCACCGGGCGACUAUUUCGAGGCCCAUUCCGAACCUAGACUAUCUAUCACUAAGCAACACCCCAUCCGGAACGGGACCGUCUUCGCCAGGAGGGGGUCUGGGUCGAUUGCACACGCCCGGGUCCGUCUCAGCGGAGCAUCUGCUACUCGGUGGCGACGCUACAGGGAAGACGUCGGCAGUUUCAAACUCUGAAUGGGAGGCAUUGCUGGGUUCUAUGGAUGGUGGCGUGAAUAACGUCUACGAUGCGAUAUAUGGAGGCUCCAGCCUCAUCAACGAGGCAUCGCUCCCUCCCAACAUGGGCAAUGCGGACUGGUCACCGGAUACGUGGGACUUGAGCAAUUUCAACAUUGCAGACUUUGGAGGAGCCAACCAAGGGAUACCGCAGAGUGUGCCGAGCAUCAGCGAUGAGAGUUUAAGUUCCGGAGAGGAGGUAGCACCAUCGGAGCUCGGACUGAGUGUAGGGGCGUGGAGCAUCACGAGCGCGUGAGAAGCACGGAAGCUUCGUAAUAUGAGGGCCAUGUUGUGUAGCGUUUAAGCGUUGUAUAUCGCGUAACGAUAGCUUGCUGCGUACUGGAGUACGUUUUAACGAUUUAACUUGAG
This is a messenger RNA of Purpureocillium takamizusanense, 3392 nucleotides long. It is a transcript of the gene CAT8, whose product is annotated as DNA-binding transcription factor cat8. The transcript has 4 exons. The coding region runs from base 667 to 3279 and encodes 870 amino acids. Lineage: Eukaryota; Fungi; Ascomycota; Sordariomycetes; Hypocreales; Ophiocordycipitaceae. The record is from RefSeq and is a predicted model, not a curated record. Gene Ontology annotation, molecular function: DNA binding; DNA-binding transcription factor activity, RNA polymerase II-specific; zinc ion binding. Gene Ontology annotation, biological process: DNA-templated transcription; regulation of DNA-templated transcription.